UGUGUGUGUGUGUAUUUGUCUUUACAACAUUACGGUAAUAUUACCACUUCAUUACCAGCCAUAUGAUCAGAAGAGAUAUAGCUAGUAGAGAUGAGAAACUUGCAGGGUUCAAGUAGGGUUUUUUGGAGAAUGGCAUUAUUAAUGGUUUUGGUGUUUUUCUUAGUGGGUUUUUGUUCUUAUAACUUGAAGGCUGCUUUGGCGGGUGAUUUGGGUCAGGAAUUUGAUUUGGUGUGGGGCGCUAGGCGAGCCAAAAUACUCGACGGCGGGAGGCUUCUCACGCUUUCACUCGACCAGGCCUCCGGCUCAGGCUUCAUCUCUAAGAAACAGUAUCUCUUUGGAAGGAUUGACAUGCAGCUUAAGCUUGUACCUGGAAAUUCUGCCGGCACCGUUACGGCUUAUUAUCUAUCUUCGCAAGGACCAAAUCGUGAUGAGAUUGAUUUUGAGUUCUUGGGAAAUGUCACUGGGGAGCCGUACAUUGUCCACACUAAUGUGUACACGCAGGGAAAAGGGGAGAGGGAGCAACAAUUUUACCUUUGGUUUGACCCCACCAAGAAUUUUCACACCUACUCUAUUGUUUGGAAUCCCCAACGCAUCAUGUUCUUAGUGGACAACAUUCCCAUAAGAGUAUUCACCAACGAGGAAAGAUUUGGUGUCCCAUUCCCUAACAAGCAGCCUAUGAAGCUCUACUCAAGCAUUUGGAAUGCAGACCAAUGGGCAACAAGAGGAGGGCUAGUGAAAACCGAUUGGUCCAACGCUCCUUUCACGGCCUUCUACCGGAACUUCAACGCCGACGCCUGCGUCCCAUCGGCAGCCUCGUCGUGCGCCUCAAAAUCGACCCCAGCGUCGACGAACCGAGCAAGUUGGCAGACUCAAGGGCUCGAUCCGAACAGCCGUAGAAGGCUCAGGUGGGUGCAGAAGUACUACAUGAUAUACAACUAUUGCACUGACCUUAAGCGGUUCCCUCAGGGUCGCCCAAGGGAGUGCCGUCGUUUGAGGUUCUAGGGAAAA
This is a messenger RNA of Morus notabilis, 1008 nucleotides long. Its product is annotated as xyloglucan endotransglucosylase/hydrolase 2-like. The record is from RefSeq and is a predicted model, not a curated record. Gene Ontology annotation, molecular function: xyloglucan:xyloglucosyl transferase activity; hydrolase activity, hydrolyzing O-glycosyl compounds. The coding region runs from base 91 to 1002 and encodes 303 amino acids. Lineage: Eukaryota; Viridiplantae; Streptophyta; Magnoliopsida; Rosales; Moraceae. Gene Ontology annotation, cellular component: cell wall; apoplast. Gene Ontology annotation, biological process: cell wall biogenesis; xyloglucan metabolic process. The transcript has 3 exons.